UACCACUGAUAUUGUUAUAAACAUUGGACAAUUAUCCUCCCCCAUCAUCAAACACGUUCUUAAUGUCUUUUAAAAAAUCCGAUACCGAAUGGCGCAGUCCACCUUACAGAAUUCAUAGUUUACCCACCUCUUAUUUUACCACUACAGCCCUGGGGAAACAUGGUUUAUGUUCUUCACGAAACAGGUGGCAUUACCCAGCGGCGGUCACAUAUCAUGCCAAUACCUUAUUGAUCUCCGAAUGAAAUGCACAUGCAUCGCCAGGUAGGCUACUGCGCAGGUCCUGCCUAUACCUGCGGAUUCAACACAACAUAAGAAUAGUUAUGUUUACCAGACGCCCUGAAGGGACGAAGCCUAUUUCGCUUUAAGAACAACGAAGUUGAAAGUGUAGAUCUCAUAGCAUCGUUUGAUAAUUUUUGUAUUUGAUGAUCAUUUACACACAUUAGGCCUAGUGACUUCAAAAGCUGAUAAAGCUAUGGAGCUGGAUAAUUUGAAAAGAGAGUUAAAAGAAAAGGAUAAAGUUAUACACGACAAAGACGUGGCGUUGCAAGUCAUAGCACAUGAACUUUCCGAAACUAAGAAGGCACUCCUGGCAAAAACGCGUGAGGUGCAGGAGCUCGAAAUGCUUAUCAGUAACAGCAAGAAGGAAGACCCGAGACAGUCCUCUGCUGACCCGGAUUCUAUUUCUAACCAUCCUGCCAGAAAAACACGCAGUAUGGGGAUACCACCUUGGAUGGGGGGAGAAAGCCCCAGUGAGGCCAGUUCGGCAUCUCCUGUUGUGCCUGAGCUGAGGCUGGUGCUGCUGGGGAAGAGAGCAGAGGCCAAACGGGCCGUAGCGGAGGCCAUACUGGGCAGAGACAUGGUUGUCAUGCCGGUCAGCACCCCCACGCAAGCCCAGUGCAGUGUGAGCAGACAGGGAGAGGUUGUGGGGAGGAAGGUGACGGUGGUGGACACUCCUGACUGGUUCAGCCCUGCAUUUUCUGAGAAGCUGAGACAGGAUGUGCGACUGUGCAUGAAGCUGUCCAACCCUGGGCCCCAUGUUUUCCUCCUCGUCAUUCGUGUGGACACGCUUGAAGGAGAGGAGAGAAAUAUCCCAGAUAAAAUGGAGGACAUUUUUGGCGAGACUUGCUGGGAACAUACAGUGAUCCUCUUUACAAGUACAGACAGAAUGAGAGAAACAAGCGUGGAGGAGCUGAUCCAGAGAGGGAACCUGGAGCUCCUGGUUGAGAGAUCUGAGAACAAGUAUCACCUCCUUGACUCCAAAGCAUGUGGGGCAAUUGAAUCUCUACUGAGGAAGAUCGAAGCAGUGGUGACUCGGAACCCUGAUGGGUUUUAUAGCAGUCAAAUGUACCUUGAGGCUGAGGAACUGUUUAGAGAGCUACAACAGAAGAAAGAGGAGAGGGAAGAGAGGAGAAAAAUAGUAGAAAAAGAGAAGGCACAACAGCUCGAUAAAACUUUGCAGGACUCUUUAAGGAAGGUAGAGGAAGAAAUCAGAGGACAUGAAGGUGAAAUUCGAGCUCUCCGUGAAAGUAUGUCAGCUCUGGAGAGAAAGAUAGAAGAAGAACAGGAUGAGAGGAAGAUUAGAGAGCUAGAAGGAGAACUGAAGAGGGAGGCUGAUCAGAGGGAACAACUGGAGAAAAAAAUGAGUGAGCUGAAAGAGAACAGUGAAAAAGAAAGAAAGGAAAUGGAAGCAAAAUACAAAAUGGAGAUCGAGGAGCUCAGAGAGACACACAAAAGGGAGGUCAAGGUUGAAAAAGACAAACAGCUAAUGAAGAUAGCCCUUCAUGGAUUUCGCAAGUGGACUAGCUUGAGAAAACCCAUAAUGGAAAAACACUUGAUUUCUGACAGGCAGCAAUUACCCAUGAAGAAAGAUGUCAUAGAAGGAGAGAGAGAAAGGCUCCAAAAACAGAUUGAAAAAAUGUGUAUGGAUAUAACCAAUCUAAGUCAGGCUCUCAUGAAGGUUCGCAAUUCAGCAGAGAUACAUGUCAAGACAGAGGAAUAGAAGCAGUAAUAAAGUGCUUGUCCUGCCUUAAUGGCUCUUGCUAGCUGCUCUUUCUAUCUUACAGCUGCAGAAUUACUUAUUACUUAUUUGACUGUUGGUUAAUCACAUAUGAAACUCCAGCCAUGCAGCAUGCAUUUUGCUGUGUGUGUGUGUGUGUGUGUGUGCUUGCCCACAGUCGCAUGUCUGACCUUUUCAUUAUUAGAACAUUUUAAUUCUUACUGUUUCACCAUAUUCUAGCAUUGGAAUUUCUAUUUGAUAGACUUUAAAAUUAGCCUGGGAAUACCGAUAUGAACUUUUGGCAAAUUUGGGAUUUGCUCUGCCCAUUUCCAAUGUCCCUAAAACAAGGGGCAUGCAAAUACAAUCGCUAA
This is a messenger RNA of Alosa alosa (allis shad), 2367 nucleotides long. RefSeq names its product GTPase IMAP family member 4-like. The transcript is spliced from 4 exons. Lineage: Eukaryota; Metazoa; Chordata; Actinopteri; Clupeiformes; Clupeidae. Gene Ontology annotation, molecular function: GTP binding. The record is from RefSeq and is a predicted model, not a curated record. The coding region runs from base 473 to 1999 and encodes 508 amino acids.